AUGCAGUUAAGCUUUGAAGAACUUAGUAAAAAACAGUUAUACCAGCAGCAAACUUUUAAGCUAGUGCAGGAUUACUACAUACAGCUGUAUGGUCAAGCUCCGAUCAAUGGGGUCAUGUCUAUGGAACUAAGAGCAAUCUAUGAAAAUUCAACAAAAGUGAAGAGAGGUGUGAAGAACUUAUACAGAUCAAUACGAGAAUAUUUCAUCACAUACUAUCCACUAAUUAUAAAUGAAACUGUGGCAUCCAUUAUAAAAGACACUAAAGACAUAAUGCCACAGAAUGUAGUAAUUGAGCCAAUUAUUUCAUUCAUCUAUGAGAAAAAAGAAGGCGCAAAUGCUAUAGGGAUUACAACAAAAUCACUAGUUACCUUAGGAAGCUCAAAAGAUAAGUCUGUAGAAGGAGAUUUUAUGCCAGGUGAUAUUGUAAUGGUUAUAAGGAAAGGACAGACCCAUGAUCUGUGCAAGAAUUACAUUGUCAGUGGAAUUAUUACGGGUAAGAAAAAGUUCAAGUACACACUCAUUACUAGCAACAGUAGCUGCAUGGCUCUCAGCAAAAAAAAUGUAGAAGGGGAAUAUGUACUUGUUUACGUAUCAAACAUAAUAAGCAGCAAAAGAGAGUACAUGGCACUUCUUAAGUUUAGUGACUCCCCAUUGGCAAAGCAACUGAUGAACCCAACCCCACCAGUAGAAACAGAAAAAAAGAAAGUACUCCAGGCAGUCAAAGAAUUCCACAUAGACGAGGGAUACAAAAGGUUAAAUGAAGCACAAAGAAAUGCAGUUAUUAUGUCCCUGAAUCAACCACUUACUUUAAUACAGGGUCCACCAGGAACAGGAAAAACCCAGACAAUUUCCUGCAUGAUUUCUCAAUUUAUUCAAAGAGGCAUGCAGGUUCUUGUGUGUGCACCAAGUAAUAUGGCUGUAUUUAAGCUUGUUGAAAACAGACAUAUGUGGGAGCACUUUUUCAAAAAUAAAAAGAAAUGGGUGCACAUUCAUAGCAAGAAACCUGAAAAAUCAGACGGUGAAGAAAGUGCUCGUAAAAGAAAAGAUGAAUCUAACAGAAAAAUCAGACCAAAAAAAAGAAUUAUCACAGGAAAUUUACUUGGAAUACAAAAAGACUUGAUAAUUGAUGAAACUGAUUACACUAAAUCAGCUGCACUCAUUGAUGAUGCCAUGGCAGGGGCUUCUCUUGUUUUCUGUACUCUUUCCAUGGCAGCCUCUACGGCAGUUAGCAAAAAAGAAUUUCAUGUUGUAAUUGUUGAUGAAGUGUGCCAGUCUAUAGAGCCAUCAAGCAUUAUUCCGUUGCAAAACUCUGUACGCCGGCUGGUUUUGGUUGGAGACCCGAAACAACUGCCCCCAACUAUUUUCUCCGAGUCAAAUGAUCUUUCUGUUUCUCUCUUUGAAAGACUGGCAGAAAACAUCACUCCACUGAUUCUGGACACUCAGUACAGAAUGCAUAGUGACAUAUCUUGCUUCCCAAAUAAGACAUUCUACGCAGGAAGACUAAUAGAUGGGGUCGUGCUUGAGUCAAAUGUUCCCAUGGCCCUAGUGGAUACAGGCGGAGAACAGAAAAGAAACAGAACAAGUUUGUAUAACCCACGUGAAAUAGAUUUUAUAGAAGACUUGCUUCCUUAUAUUAUGGAUAAGUACAAGUCAAUUGCAAUUAUCACACCAUAUAAAGAACAGUCCAUUAGACUAAGCGAAAAUAGGAGAAUCAUUAACAGACAGAUCACAGUCUCAACAGUCGAUGGAUUUCAGGGCCAGGAGAAGGAUUGCAUUAUUGUCUCAACUGUGCGUACUAAUGGAAUUGGGUUUUUAAAUGAUUAUAGGAGAAUGAAUGUAGCACUUACUAGGGCAAAGUACACAGUUAUAAUACUUGGGUGUGUUCGUCUUCUGGAAAAAGACAAAAUAUGGAAGCAAUUGGUUGCACACCUAAGGACAAACCUUCAGAUAUGCACUCGUCUAGAACUUUUCAGAAGACUCACAAAUAACUCAAAGAUGCAGGGUGAAGGGCAAAAGGCAGAAUUAAACGAACUUUUCAGAAGGAAGGCAAGUUCCCCAAAGAUACUGUCAAAAGAGCCAGAAGAAGAAUUAGAGAGUCCAAAGUCAGAAAGCGCAAAAACCAAUGGAAUUGAUACUGACAAUCUAGAAACUGACGAUGCUUUAGCUAUUAGCAUUGUUGGAACAGAGACUGUGUCUGAUGAAAUAAUUCUAGAGAAAAAAGAGCCCAUAAAUUCAAAUAUUUCAGAAGUAAUUUUUAGCACCGAAGGAACAACCUCUAGUACUGAUGCUAAUAAGGCUACUGACCCUAAUGCUGGGAUUUUAGAUGAUAAUUUGCGUAAAAUAAUAGAAAUGCACCUUUUCAAAAGAUAA
Nematocida ausubeli is the source of this 2370-nucleotide messenger RNA. RefSeq lists its product as uncharacterized. The transcript has a single exon. Bases 1 to 2370 code for a protein of 789 amino acids. Gene Ontology annotation, molecular function: helicase activity. The record is from RefSeq and is a predicted model, not a curated record. Lineage: Eukaryota; Fungi; Microsporidia.